CCUAACAGGUAGCUGCAACUACCUUAUGUUGUAAAACCAGAAAGCAAACCUACGGCAGUUGCAGUUUCCAGGCUGCCAGUGUCAGAAAGGGAAGGAAUCAGCUGUAAAAUAAACAAACCACAAUCAAAAUAAGUCCAUAACCCAUUUAUCAUCCGAAAUGCCUCCAGCUCCCUACAUAUACCACUAUACCACUUUAACAACGUGCGACAUCAACCGCCUCAUCUAUAUUGCCUACAGCAUAUCUAGUGCAUAGUAGUAGAACAUCACACACAAUACAACAAAGUACAUUCAUGGAUACCACAGUAAUAAUGCCCGACACAACCAUCCGUCUUCCCCACAAACCCGAUGCCCCGCUGUCCUACCAAUUUCGGCCAGGCAAGGGUUGGCUAUCCAGCACCCACCUAAUCGUCUUCCUCAACGGCCUGAUCUUGUUGCAAGACGACUGGCGGCCCACCAUCCGCAGCCUCCAGAAUCGAUGGGCCAAGAGGAACGUUCACAAUCACCCCGCGAUACUGACCUACGACCGCUACGGACAAGGUGCCUCAGCACGGGACCCAUCGGACGCUUCAAACGAUGGCACGCACACCAUCACCGAAGUCGUCAGCGACCUACACGAGCUCAUACUCGAGGUCUGGCGUACAAGAGUCAUCUGGGAACAAAGACGGCGUCCGGGCUGGAGGGAGCCGAAGUCAGAGCCGAACCUGAUCCUCGUGGGGAAUAGUAUCGGCUGCGUGAUCGCACGGCUGUACACAAGCAAGUAUCCCGGCAUCGUCGAGGCUCUGCUCUUCCUCGACAGCAACAUCGCGAACAGCGAUCAGGUCUCCCUCUUCCCAGACCCGGACUCCCCCUCCUUCGACCCGAGAGUCCUCCCCUUCGGCACAACCGUCGAUGAACUCCGGCGUGUCCGCGAGGGGUAUCGCUCGCUCUUCCACCCCUCCGUGGCGAAUCCAGAACACCUCGACCGCAGCUCCAUCGCGGACUUGCUGCCCGAGUCCUGGAAGCCGAAGCUAGUGGGAGCCGGGGAGCCGGGGGAGGAGGUGAGGGGCCCGUUGAUUACGGUUGUGGGUCAUGAUUGGAAUACCUUUGCGGAUGAGGGGUUGCACGGGAAGCUGCACGUGCCGAAGAAUAUGACGAACAGGUUUGUGAACCCGGCUUGGAACCGGUAUAAUGAGGGUCUUGUGCACUUGACGGAUCAGCUGAGGGCGAGGGGACCGAUUACGGCGGUUGGGUGUGGUCAUUUUAUCCAGAGAGAUGAUCCGGCGCUGGUUGCGCAGUUGAUACAGGAUACUCUGGCGAAGAUGGGUUGGGCUUAGUAGGCUGGUAGGGUUGUGGUGGAUGGGGGUGUGAAGGUGUAGGUGUGUAUCGUGGGUUUGGGUCAGCGGUGGUGGGUUAGCGAUUGCAUUUUCUACGACGGCUUGCUUUGGUCACGGUUUACUACGUGUAUUAUGUCUAACAUGACUUCACGAGCAACGUUUCUAGUUAUGAAAGUACCUAGCGUUCUAUCUAUUUCUAUUCCUUGGGUACUAGCUAUUAGGUCCUACCUACCUUAGGUAAAAGUUACGCGUAAGUGGUUUAUUAUAUGAUACCCGAAUCAAAUG
Molecule: messenger RNA, 1598 nt
Organism: Annulohypoxylon maeteangense
Lineage: Eukaryota; Fungi; Ascomycota; Sordariomycetes; Xylariales; Hypoxylaceae
Product: alpha/beta-hydrolase
Exons: 2
Coding region: 291-1313 (340 amino acids)
Source: RefSeq, a predicted model, not a curated record